AUAGUAAGAACCACUAUAGUGUGUAAUUCGUUAUAGGUAAUCAUCGUAGGUAGUUUAGGAGAACAUGGCGAACGACGGUGCUUCAAAACUCUCGAAAAACCUUCUAAGAAUGAAGUUCAUGCAACGAAGCCUUGGUGCGGAUGUAAAGAAACAGCUUGAAGAAGACGAGAAGAGAAUUAUCAGUGAUGAGCAUUGGUAUUUGGAUUUGCCUGAACUUAAAGCUAAAGAAAACUACAUCAUUGAAGAAAGCAGUUUUGUACCCUGUGAAGACUUGGUGUACGGGAGAAUGUCUUUCAAAGGAUUCAACCCUGAAGUGGAGAAACUUAUGACGCUGAUGAACACACACAACAGAGAUGAAGAGGAGGAGGAGGAGAUGGAGGAUCCGGGCAGAAUGGAAACAGAUGUAACCGACGAGGAGAUGGCCAGGAGAUAUGAGAGUCUGGUUGAGAGUAUGAAGAAAAAAUUUGCCAAAAAGCGGAAUCGCCCUGCGCUUGACCAGGAUGUCAACAGCAACGUGGAAGAUGUGCAGCCCAAAAAAGCUUUCUUAAAGCCCCAGGACUGACCUGUUUUAUGCAUUUCAAUCAUCUGUCGUUUGGAAUAUGGCUGUAU
Molecule: messenger RNA, 609 nt
Organism: Chanos chanos (milkfish)
Lineage: Eukaryota; Metazoa; Chordata; Actinopteri; Gonorynchiformes; Chanidae
Gene: mphosph6
Product: M-phase phosphoprotein 6
Exons: 5
Coding region: 65-562 (165 amino acids)
Biological process (GO): maturation of 5.8S rRNA
Source: RefSeq, a predicted model, not a curated record